This is a messenger RNA of Pipra filicauda (Wire-tailed manakin), 1448 nucleotides long. RefSeq names its product transmembrane serine protease 4 (gene TMPRSS4). Lineage: Eukaryota; Metazoa; Chordata; Aves; Passeriformes; Pipridae. Gene Ontology annotation, molecular function: serine-type endopeptidase activity; protein binding. The transcript has 13 exons. The record is from RefSeq and is a predicted model, not a curated record. Gene Ontology annotation, cellular component: membrane. Gene Ontology annotation, biological process: proteolysis. Bases 1 to 1323 code for a protein of 440 amino acids.
AUGCCCGCGUGCCACAGCCCCGCAGGCGACUCGGCCUCAGAGCGGCUGAAUGGCAGAGGUCCCAGCACGAGACACAAAUCCCCGAGGACGCUGGAGUCCUUCAAGCGGGUCGGCAUCCUCGUCCUGGCCGUGGUGCUCACCCUCGCCUGCCUGGUCGCCAUCGGGUUCCUGGUCAAGGUUUACCUGGAUCACCACUACCUGUUCUGCAAACAGCCCCUGAAGCUGGUGCCGCUGCAGCGGGUGUGUGACGGGCAGGUGGACUGUCUGCAGGGCGAGGAUGAGGCCAACUGUCCCCAGUGGGUCCCUGAGGGGCCACCAGUGGGGGCCCGCGUUUCCAAAGACAGAUCCAUCCUGCAGGUGCUCAACAGGAACACUGGAGCCUGGUCCUGUGUCUGCCACGACCACUUUGACCAGGUGCUGGCCAAGGCAGCCUGUGAGCAGAUGGGCUACAGCAGCACUCCCGCUUUCCAGGGGGUGGAGGUGAGCGCAGGGCAGCCCCUCCCUCCCCGCGAGGUCGUGCUGGACAACGGGAGCCUCCAGGUGCUGGAGCCGGGCAGGAAAUGCCUGUCUGGAUUGGUUGUUUCACUCUUUUGUUCCAACUGCGGGCAGAGCAUCAGGACGCCGCGUGUGCUGGGCGGGAGCCCGGCUGCCAUCGAGGCGUGGCCGUGGCAGGUCAGUCUGCAGUACAGGAGGGAGCACAUCUGCGGGGGCAGCAUCAUCGACCCCCGCUGGGUCCUGACGGCCGCGCACUGCUUCAAGAACAACCCCAUCAUCCAGAGCUGGCGCGUCAGGGCCGGCUCCGACCUCCUCUCCAGCACCGCCACCUCCGCCGUGGAGAAGGUGUUCCUGGCCGAGGUGACACCCACGUCCCCCAGGGAAAACGACAUCGCCCUGGUGAAGCUGCGCUCCCCCCUGCACGUCUCAGACAACACCAAGCCCAUCUGCCUGCCCUAUUUCGACGAGGAGCUGGUGCCCGGCACGCCCCUGUGGGUGAUAGGCUGGGGCUACACAGAGGAGCACGGGAAGCUGUCGGAGCGCCUGCAGCAGGCGGAGGUGGAGCUCAUAGACAAGCAGAGCUGUAACGUGGCCGCCUACCACGGGGAGGUCACCGACAGGAUGCUGUGUGCCGGCCUGCCCCAGGGAGGGGUGGACACCUGCCAGGGGGACAGCGGCGGGCCCCUCCUGUACUCAGGUGGGCAUUGGCAGGUGGUGGGCAUCGUCAGCUGGGGCCAGGGCUGCGGGACCCCCAGCACACCCGGCGUCUACACCAGUGUCCGUGCCUACCUGGGCUGGAUCUACACCGUCCGCAGGUCGGAGCUCUGAGACCUGCCGGAACAGGUCGCUUCUCUCCCCAGGCCUCCCUCCCCAUCCUUUUACCCUUGGCUGUCUCGGCUCCAAGACAUGGAUCUCCAGCCACGGGAGGUGAGCUGAGCCUCCCAAACCCUCGC